Messenger RNA from Effrenium voratum, 1765 nucleotides. NCBI's taxonomy places the organism in Eukaryota, Dinophyceae, Suessiales, Symbiodiniaceae. The record is from the annotation of a GenBank genome assembly.
AGCCGCGCGCAGCUCCAAAAGCAAAACAAACCGCCGCUUAGCUUUCUCAGUCGCCAUGUCGGAGCGCCCUCAGCACGUUGUCUUCAUGAACUUCCCGGCCACCGGGCACAUGAACCCGACCUUGGUCUUGGUGCGUGAGCUCAGGGACAAGAAGGUGCCGGUCACUUAUUUCGUGGCGGAGCAGAUGCGCGAGGUCGUGGAGGCGAACGGCGCGCAGUGGCGGUACAUGCAGGAUGCGAAGGAACUCAGCGAGGAGCAACUCGCCAAGUAUGUGCCACCAGAGGCGCGACCGGAGGGCACGGAGUUCCCCUGCAACCUGAUGAUUCACGCUGCGUCCGCCAUGCCGGCCAUGAUCGAGGCCUUGCAAGCGCUGGAGCCGCCGCCCAGCGUCAUCGUCUACGAUCCCUUCUUGCCUCUGGGCUACGUGGCGGCGCGGUAUCUGCAGAUCCCCUCGGUGGCCACGGUGACCAUCACGGGCCCUGGGGUGCUGGACAUGCCGCCGGUGGUGCGGGAGAACUGGGAGAAGAACCUGGCGGUGCAGAGGGCCAGCGACGAGAUCAAGGCGGAGUACGGCAUCGACGUCUUCGAGCACGCGGCGUUUCUGGAGUUCUACUCCCAGGACCUGAACGUUGUUACCACCGUGGACUCCUUGUUCUGCCCCCCAAAGCUCGAGAUGCAGCUGCAGCGCUUCGGGAAUGUGCCGUUCCGCUGCGUGGGGCCCUUGGUGAACCAGAAGGUCCAUCGCAUCAGCAACGCGGAGAUCAAGGAGCAGCCGAUGUUGCCCUGGGACCAGAUCGACAGCUCCAAGCCUCUGGUGUUUCUGUCCCUGGGCACCGUGGCCAACAGUCACUUCUGGACCAACAAGUUCGGGCACCAGGCGAUGGCGAACGGAGUGCAGGACCUGACGGGCAAGGAGUUCAUCCAGCUGGUCUUCCGCACUGCCUACGAGGCCUUCGCGCAGGAAGACGUCUUUGUGGUCAUGGCGGUGGGCCCAAAGGAGGACGCGCUCGAGGGCAUGCCAGAGGCGCCCAAGAACUUCCUGCUGCAGAAGUCUGUGCCGCAGCUGGAGCUUCUGCCCAAGUGCCAGGCUUUUGUGACCCACGGCGGUGCCAACUCCAUGCACGAGGCCCUCGGCUUUGGCGUGCCUAUGGCGGUGGUGCCCAUCUUCGGUGACCAGCCCUCCAACGCGGAGGCGGUGGCCAAAGCCAACUGCGGUGUCUCCUUCAAGGAGCCCCUGAAGACUCUCAGCCCUGAGUCACUGCGCGAGGCGGUGCGACAGCUGAUCGUCCCGGACAGCGCCUUCCGCGCCAGCUGCGCCAAGCUCGGGGAGGAGGUGGCACAGGCGGGAGGUGCUGCCAAGGCGGCGGAGCUGGUGCUGGCGGUUGGGCGCGCGCAGACCUCCAAGCUGGGCGGGGCCUGAGCUGAGUUUCGGCGACACUUUCUCCACCGACGCUGCGGAGAUGUGAGUGCUAAGGCUCGCAAGAAGCCCUUAGCACCGCGCGACUUGUUUUCGGUUUCGGCAGUGGGGUUUCUUUGACAUCCUUUGCCCGAAGCCAAGAUUUGCAUGUGGACUCGCUGUUGAGCGAGCCACUUUUUGGGGUUUGCACUUGUACAGAGGGAGACAGGUUCCCUGGAUCGAGCCGGGUCGGCUUGGUCUGGCAAGCAGCCCUCCAAGAGGAGGGCGAAUUCCUUUGAAUUCGAAGAGCUGAAUCUUAAAUCUUCCAUUUGCUGAAAUGAGUGUUUGUUAUUUCCCUUGUCGGUGUGA